This is a messenger RNA of Rattus rattus (black rat), 2033 nucleotides long. It is a transcript of the gene Coro2a, whose product is annotated as coronin 2A. Gene Ontology annotation, molecular function: actin filament binding. Lineage: Eukaryota; Metazoa; Chordata; Mammalia; Rodentia; Muridae. Gene Ontology annotation, biological process: actin filament organization. Bases 17 to 1591 code for a protein of 524 amino acids. The transcript has 11 exons. The record is from RefSeq and is a predicted model, not a curated record.
CCUCCAUCCCCUGCAGAUGUCAUGGCACCCCCAGUACCGAAGCUCCAAGUUCCGACACGUCUACGGCAAGCCCGCCAGCAAGGAGAAUUGCUACGACUCUGUGCCCAUCACACGCAGCGUCCACGACAACCACUUCUGUGCCGUGAACCCCCACUUCAUCGCUGUGGUCACUGAAUGUGCCGGCGGGGGCGCCUUCCUUGUCAUCCCCUUGCACCAGACAGGAAAGUUGGACCCUCACUACCCCAAGGUCUGUGGGCACAGAGGGAACGUCUUGGACAUCAAGUGGAAUCCUUUUGAUGACUUUGAGAUUGCCUCCUGUUCAGAAGAUGCCACGAUUAAGAUCUGGAACAUCCCCAAGCAGCUGCUGACCAGGAACCUCACAACCUACAGGAAGGAGCUGAUGGGUCACGCACGCAGGGUGGGGCUGGUGGAGUGGCACCCCACAACUGCCAACAUUCUCUUCAGUGCUGGCUAUGAUUACAAGGUGAUGGUGUGGAACCUGGACACAAAGGACUCUGUAAUUUCUGGGCCGGUGAGGACAAUCAACUGUCACCAAGAUGUGAUCCUCUCCAUGUCCUUCAACACCAACGGCAGCCUGCUGGCCACCACCUGUAAGGACCGCAAGAUUCGCAUUGUUGACCCCCGACUAGGGAUUGUCCUCCAGGAAGCCAGCUACAAGGGGCAUCGGGCCAACAAAGUACUGUUCCUGGGGAACCUCAAGAAGCUGCUAUCCACGGGUACGUCCCGCUGGAACAACCGGCAGAUGGCCCUGUGGGACCAGGACAACCUUUCUGUGCCCCUCACAGAGGAGGAUCUGGAUGGCUCCUCUGGUGUGCUAUUUCCCUUCUUCGACUCGGACACCAGCAUGCUGUACAUUGUGGGGAAGGGAGACGGGAACAUCCGCUACUAUGAGGUGAGCACUGAGAAGCCUCACCUGACCUACCUGACUGAGUACCGCUCCUACAACCCACAGAAGGGGAUCGGUAUCAUGCCAAAGAGAGGUCUCGAUGUGUCUUCCUGCGAGAUCUUCCGCUUCUACAAACUGAUCACAACCAAAAGCCUCAUCGAGCCGGUGUCCAUGAUUGUACCCCGGAGGUCAGAAUCCUACCAAGAGGACAUCUACCCACCCACCGCAUCCGCCCAGCCCUCCCUGACGGCCCACGAGUGGCUCAGCGGAAUGAACAGAGGGCCUAUCAUGAUGUCCCUUAGACCCGGCUCCGAGCUGCUGGAUCCUCAGGCACUGCCUCCGGAGAGACUCCUCUCCAAUUCUGUGGUCCAAGUUUCACCUCAGCCCUUAGAACCCGUGAAACAGCCGGCCGAAGAUGGUGACCAGGCACCCUUCUCUCUACUGGAAGAGAAGGUAACGAAGUGGACCACGGAGCAUCAGCUGGAGGAGAAGUCCUGGCUCACCAACGGCUUUGACAUUUUCGAAUGCCCGCCACCAAAGACAGAAAAUGAGCUGCUGCAGAUGUUUUACCGGCAACAGGAGGAGAUCCGGAGGCUCCGGGAGCUGUUAAUCCAGAGAGAGGUCCAGACCAAACAGCUGGAACUGGAGAUCAAAAACCUGCGGAUGGUCUUAGGACAGUUCUGAGCAGAGGUCUCCUCCAUCCUUGCCCUCAGGGACACCGCUAGGCUCUGUGGAGAGGUCCAGAACCAAACCGCAGGUCCCCGAGAACAACCACUAUUUCUAUAUUUUAUACCAGGAAAACAAAACUCUGUUUCUGAAAGAGACCCCACUGGGACGUGGUGCCGCUUUCCUGUCGCCUUCUCGAAGCUGCAGUUCCUGCCCUGGCUGGUUUAGAUUACACCCUACCUUCUGCUGAAUUCUGAUUUUAAGGGCUGGUGAGGAGCUAUGACCUCCCAGAGGGGAAAAACUUGAAAGAGCUGGAAGGAUUUGGGUAGGUCAACCUGCCUGUGGUUUGCAACUCCGGCCAUAGACAAGAGGCAGUUUUGGUCAGUGGGUUCAUUCCAGAAGAUACCCCCGGCUCCAUCAGCCGGCUUUGGAAUAGCUACUUUGACAGCUAAAUUAUUUU